Molecule: messenger RNA, 1092 nt
Organism: Racocetra fulgida
Lineage: Eukaryota; Fungi; Glomeromycota; Glomeromycetes; Diversisporales; Gigasporaceae
Source: the annotation of a GenBank genome assembly
AUGAAGGCUUAUUCUGCAAAGAAACGGCCUGUACAUCUAGAGGCUUGUCGAAUGCAAGCUAAAGAACAAUUUGAGCGUGGUGUUGAAAGUGAAGCUUUUAAUCGCCUGGAAGACAUAUCUAAAACAAUAAAUCUUUUAAAAGACUUUAAAUCUAAAUAUGCUGAGUUGCAACUUACACCGACAAUUACUACUCCACAACCACCACCACCGCCUUCUGUUCCUGUAACCGUGGAACCAUUGGUACCUGCCGUCAAGUCUGUCAAGCGUACUAUGCCAGGAAAAUAUGAAAAACCGAAAAAAGCUGUCAAAACUAACGUGGAGGAUACACCUACAAUCACUAGCGAAGUAUAUUCGGUGAAUGUUCGUGAGCUACCGAAUGAUCCCUACACAUCUCAGCCUCCUCCACCAGUUUAUGCACCUGCUGGUGUGCUUCCCACUGCUCCUCGCACUCAUACACAUGCUCCGUUGGAUCCUGUUCUUUUGAAACAUCUUGAUGAUAUUUUUAUUAAUUUCUUACAAACUAUUUGCUCAGAUCGUGAACAAAUUCAUCAAACCUUGAUGGCCAAAAAAAUGCAAAAAUUGGAUGAGUCGCCCGAUUUUCGUCCAUUUAAAUUUCGUAUACAAGCUUUCACUAAUGCUUUUCACGAAGAAUUACUUCGUCAUGGAUAUACCGAAGAGAUCUUACCAUUGAGAAAAGUGAAGAAUUAUUUAUACAUUUCUCGAUUUAACGAAGAUGGUAAAAAAGCAAAAUCCAAGGGAAAUCACGUAUGGAAUAUUGAAGCAAAAAAGACACCAACUGGUGGUUGGAUAUUCCGUGAAUUUACUCGUAAAAUUGCUGGAAUUCCGGAUAAAAUUGCUUACGUCGGCGUAAAAUACACUUAUGCUCCUAGAGUCUGGGAUCCACAAAAUAAUGUUCUUACUGGUACUCCAGGAAUAGAUGCUGAAAAUUGUGAAAUAACUGCAAUUGCCAAUUAUUAUCAUGGUGAUACCGUCUAUAAACUAGAAAAAUCCUUUUAUAUUACUAUUGCACACAUGGAUUCAUCCGAUCAAUUAAAUUUAAACUCGGUGGUAAGUGUUUAUUUAUUUACUUAA